Fragaria vesca subsp. vesca is the source of this 1110-nucleotide messenger RNA. Its product is annotated as L-type lectin-domain containing receptor kinase VIII.2-like. The transcript has a single exon. Bases 1 to 1110 code for a protein of 369 amino acids. The record is from RefSeq and is a predicted model, not a curated record. NCBI's taxonomy places the organism in Eukaryota, Viridiplantae, Streptophyta, Magnoliopsida, Rosales, Rosaceae. Gene Ontology annotation, molecular function: carbohydrate binding.
AUGGCUAAGUUCACCAUUUCCAGCUGCAGUUUCCCCUUCAUUUUGCUCCUCUUCCCUUUCUACUCCCUAACCCUAACCCUAAUUGCAAAACCCAUUUCCUCUUCUUCCCUCAAACCCAUUACCAACAACCCUAAUUUCGAUUCCGAAAUUGCCCUCCUCGGCGACGCCGCCGACGGCGGCUCUUACGUGAACCUCACGCGCGCUUCGGCCUCGAGCUCCGGUCUUGUCCUCCGCCGGAAGGCUUUUAAGUUGGUGGAAGCGAAUCUCAGCAAUCCGGCGUCGUUUUCGUCGGAGUUGGUGUUUUCGAUCACGCCCGGCAACGGCGAUGGAAUCAUGGUCGUUUUCGCCGCCGGCGAUUUGGGGUCGAGGUUUUCCGGUAAGGGCUUGUUUGGGCUUGACGGUGAGAAAAGAUUUCUGGGUAUUGAAUUUGAUACUGAAAUGAAUCAUAAUGUGAAUGAUGUGAAUGCGAAUCAUGUUGGGGUGAAUGUGGGUAGCUUUGUGUCUGUGACUGUUGGGAAUGUUUCGGAUUUGGGUUUGGUGCUUAAUAGUGGAGAAAAGAUGAAAUCUUGGAUUGAUUAUGAUGCUAGUUCGAAACGAUUAGAGAUAAGGUUGAGUAAGAUGGGUGAACCAAGGCCUUAUAAUCCGAUUGUUGCGUAUGGUGUUGAUUUGAUGGCAAUGUGGAAAGAUAAGGAUGUGAAUGUAGGUAUAAGCUCGUCGAAUGGGAAUGGCAGUUCCUCGCAGAUUAGUAGUGUGUAUUUUUGGAGUUUUAGGCUGAGAAAUGUUCCAAGGAUGCAUUCGCUUCCGGUGAAUCCGAGGGAUUAUUUGGAUGACAAGCAUGGUGAAGGAUCGAGGUUGCAUAAGCGGAUGGCUUGUCCGUUGUCGAUUCUUGCUGGGAUUAUUUUCAUGACUGGAUGUGGGGCUCUGGUUUCGUUUGUUGUGCUGUUUUUGUGGGCUAUAGUUGCUAACAGGCACACAGUUUUCCCUCCUGAGGUGCUUCCUGCUGAGUUUCCGGUGAAGCCUAGUCCUACGGAUUUCAGGUAUGAGAAGAUCAGUGUAGUUGUAGAGGAAGAUGCAGAUGCAGAGGCAGAGGCAGAUGGUGUUAAGAAGUAG